Lobosporangium transversale is the source of this 2540-nucleotide messenger RNA. RefSeq lists its product as hypothetical. Gene Ontology annotation, molecular function: glycerone-phosphate O-acyltransferase activity; glycerol-3-phosphate O-acyltransferase activity. The record is from RefSeq and is a predicted model, not a curated record. Gene Ontology annotation, biological process: phospholipid biosynthetic process. The transcript has 7 exons. Lineage: Eukaryota; Fungi; Mortierellomycota; Mortierellomycetes; Mortierellales; Mortierellaceae. Gene Ontology annotation, cellular component: endoplasmic reticulum membrane. Bases 237 to 2483 code for a protein of 748 amino acids.
CUUUCCUCUUGCAUAAACAAAGCACACAUUUUGCAUCCUCCUGUCUCUUUCUUUCAACUCAUUGUUUAUAUUACAUCUCAUUCCCAGCAACUUGUUCAUUCAUUCAUUCAAUCUUCAUUCACCCAUAACUCAAUUCGAUAAUAUCCCAUAUCCAUAUUCCAUAUCCAUACAUAUUAUUGCUCAACAUCCUUCAUCCUCCUAUCCCAAGAAAAGAAAGAGGCAAAGAGAAACCCACUAUGAGUCUCCAGAUCUACGACUUUGUGUCGUUCUUCUUCACACUCAUUCUUGAUAUCUUCUUCAGAGAAAUUCGUCCGCGAGGGGCGCAUAAAGUACCUCGUCAGGGCCCUGUUAUUUUUGUCGCCGCUCCUCAUGCCAACCAGUUUGUCGAUCCCGUUAUACUAAUGCGCGAAUGUGGUCGUCGAGUAUCGUUUUUGGCCGCCAAAAAAUCAAUGGACCGCCGUUGGAUCGGAGCUAUGGCUCGCGCUAUGAAUGCAAUUCCGGUUGAGCGCCCACAGGACUUAGCAAAGGCUGGUUCUGGAACUAUCAAGCUACUGGAUCGUUAUGGCGAUCCUCUUCGCAUCACAGGGGUUGGAACCAAGUUUACAAAGGAGCUCAUGGUGGGAGAUCAGAUCACUCUGCCCAAGGAUGUGGGGACUUCUGCAGUCGUUGAGAUCAUUUCAGACACAGAGCUGAUCAUUAAGAAGGAAUUUAAAGAACUCAAAGCCCUUGAGCUGUUGACCAGUGCAGAGGGCGCCAAAUACAAGUGCCUGCCUCAUAUGGACCAGUCUAAUGUGUACAAAACUGUUUUUGAACGUCUCAAUGCUGGUCAUUGUGUCGGUAUCUUUCCUGAAGGAGGCUCGCAUGACCGUGCCGAAAUGCUACCCCUUAAAGCUGGUGUUACGAUCAUGGCUCUGGGUGCUUUAGCUGCUAAUCCGUCCUUGGAUCUCAAAAUUGUUUGCUGUGGCUUGAACUACUUUCAUCCUCAUCGCUUCCGCUCUCGUGCUGUCGUUGAGUUUAGUGAUCCAUUGACAGUACCUCCAGAGUUGGUUGAAAAAUAUAGAAAGGGUGGUGCUGAUAAGCGUGAAGCCUGUGGAAAACUCCUUGAUACGAUUUAUGAUACCCUGAAGAAUGUUACCCUCAAUGCCCCAGAUUAUGAAACUUUAAUGGUUAUUCAAGCUGCUCGCCGCCUGUACAAACCAACACAUCGGAAGCUACAGAUCUCUCAGGUUGUGGAGCUUAAUCGCCGCUUUGUUGCUGGAUACUUGCAUUUUAAAGACAAUCCUAAGGUCAUUGAAACCAAGGACAAGGUCAUGCAUUACAACACACAGCUCCGUUACCAUGGACUUCGCGAUCAUCAAGUCAACAUCUAUACUACCAGAAGACAUGCUAUCGAACUCUUAAUCUCUCGUAUCGCUCAAAUGGUCUUUUUGAGUAUUCUGGCGCUUCCAGGAGCCCUCAUGAACCUUCCUGUUGCUAUCGUCGCACGCAUCAUCAGUAAUAAAAAAGCAAAAGAGGCAUUGGCGGCAUCUACAGUCAAGAUUGCAGGAAGAGAUGUACUGGCAACGUGGAAAUUAUUGGUCGCAUUGGGAUUGAUGCCUGUGCUUUAUUUCUCAUACUCUGUCAUCGUCUUUAUUUUCUGUGGACGGUACAAUAUUUCAUUGACAACUCGACUUUUAAUUGCUUGGGCAGCCUGGGCAUGUAUUCCAUUUGUGACAUAUGCCAGCAUUCGCUUCGGCGAGGUUGGUAUUGAUAUCUUCAAAUCUAUACGACCUUUGUUUCUGUCCAUCAUUCCAGGCGAAGAAAACACAAUCAAUGAGCUCCGCAAGUCUCGCGCAGAGUUGCAAAAGACUAUCAACCAACUCAUUAAUGAACUUGCACCAGAAAUUUACCCUGACUUUGAUUCCAAGCGCAUCUUGGACCCUUCGCCUAACGAUCGUCCAAGCCGUGCAGCCUCUCGGUCGGCUUCAGGCACCAAUUUGGCUCAAACUAUCUUCAACACUAUGAACACAGCUGCACAACCGAUUAAUCAAUGGUUGGGUAUUGAUGGUCGCUUUGAAUGGGAGCGUGCCGAUGAUUCAGACGCCGAUGAUGUGUUCUUCUUCCUAAACCCCGCAGGGGCAAUCCAAGGUCGGUCAAGGACAUCUUCCUGGGGCGCAUGGACACCCUCUGUGGAUGGCUCUCGAUCCAGAAGCCGAAGCAGGACUAGCUCUUUCGCAUCAGGGCCUCAAUUGGGUGAAGGGUUCAAGUUGGAAGCAUUGACCGAAUUGCCCAAGGACAAGCCCUUUGCAGAGGUUACACGACGUCUGAGUCUUAACAGAAAGCAGAAGCAUGGGCUAAGUGAUAUGACUAAAGCUGGUAAUGAAGUUCGUGAGGUCGAAAACGGAGGUGGAUUCAUGCACGAGGGACAUUUUGUCAGUACACCACCUAUUACUGUUCAGAACAUGGAUGAUCCCAUGGAAGUAGCCGAGCCAAAUGAAGCAUAGCAUGAACAGAUGUUACGGUAGCGCAAUUUUGAAAAAAAUAAAAGUCAUAGUUUUUAC